Molecule: messenger RNA, 779 nt
Organism: Zychaea mexicana
Lineage: Eukaryota; Fungi; Mucoromycota; Mucoromycetes; Mucorales; Lichtheimiaceae
Product: peptidyl-tRNA hydrolase
Exons: 6
Coding region: 338-679 (113 amino acids)
Cellular component (GO): cytosol; mitochondrion
Molecular function (GO): peptidyl-tRNA hydrolase activity
Source: RefSeq, a predicted model, not a curated record
UUGUACAUUUUCUGUUAAAGAUAUGAAUAACCAACUAUUGGCUCAGGGCGCCGCCAUUGCUGUUGUUAGCUUUUUAUCCGGCAUUUACUUGGGCCAUUCACUCUUUGCAAACGUAAACUUUUCUCUCCACCAGAAAAUAACACCCAUUUACUCUUAACGCAACCACCCCAGCCCAGCGAGGGACUGACACGUUUUCCCCUACCCUUUCUCUGUGAUUUAGAACCCGGGAACAUCGCGAUCCGACCCAAAACAGAAUGACAGCGACAUUGAAGACGAAGAGGAAUUGGACGAAUUACCUGAAGGCAAAAUAGAUGCAGCAAAGUAUAACGAUUACAAAAUGGUACUUGUAGUGCGCACAGACCUUGGUAUGACGAAGGGCAAAGUUGCCGCACAGUGCGGUCACGCCACAUUGGCUUGCUACAAGGCUGCUUCCAAAAGCAAUCCAGAGGUGCUUCAAACUUGGGAACGUACAGGUCAAGCCAAGGUUGCAUUAAAGAUUGAUAGUGAAGAAAAACUACUCGAACUUCAAGCAAUUGCACUUAGCUUGAACUUAACAGCACAAAGUAUAUGCGAUGCAGGUCGAACACAGAUUGCUGCGGGAUCACGGACAGUCCUUGGCAUUGGACCUGGUCCAGUAGAACUUAUCAACAGUGUCACGGGUCACUUGAAGCUUUUAUAAUCAAAUCAUGUUGCAUAUAUCAUAAACCUUACGACGAUGAAUGCUUGAUAGAAAAGAAAUAAACAUGAAAACUCGCUGGUUAUUACUGGGUUUAAAAGAA